AUGGAGCAGAAACAUCCGCUGUAUUUUGUUGUUGAAACUGAAGAAGAACUUGAAGUGAAGGCAAAAUCCAAAAUCAAAAGAUAUUUUACGAUCAGACGGGAUUCCGGAGGUGGUGACUGCGGGGAGGUUGAGAAAGUCGGAGGAAGACUUUACAAAAUAUCUUUUGAUCUGAAAGAAGAUCAAGAAAGGGUUUUGGGAAGGAAAACUCACAAGAUUACUCUGCCAUCUGGAAUUUUGCAACUUACAGUGUCGAGAACAGCGCCUGAGCCUGAUACUACUGCACAAGUAACUUCAACAACAGCAGCAAAGCCUGAUACCUCAAAUCGAGUGUCCGUCGAGGCGUCGGCCAUUCCUCAGCCGCAAGUUUUGCUUUCAGGGCCUCAGCAAUUAGUCUUAAAAACCAAAUUGGAACUUACCAAAGAACUUUCCAGCUUGAUUUCGGAUACUUUAGAAAUAGAUGGGCCUGGAGCAAGGCAGUACUUCAAAGCAGAGGGGAAGGCGAGUAAAGAGGUGAUAGAAAAGCUUCAUAGAGUUUUCAUUCGAGACAUAGAGAAUGUGGAGGAGCCAAAAGUUGUGAAGGAUUCUGUGCCAGCAAAAAGUUUACCGGCAAAAAAUCCACCAGCAAUAAGUCCACCAGCACCAAGCCAACAAGCACCAAGCCAACCUGAAGCAGUUGUAAGAAGGAGAAGUUCUGUGGAAAUAAACAACGUCAAAGUGGAGAUCAAGAUGGACAGUCUUCUUAAUGAUUACGUGGACAUGCUGAUUGUCCCGAUGCUGAAGAAGAGCUUACAGUCCACAAAGACUGGUAAAAGUUUGGCAAAAAAAGGAGGACUGCCGCUGAAGAUGAAGUUCAGUAAUGCAUCGUGGAAGUCUGUGGCUCCUGGAGAAGUUGUGGAAGUGAAGGCUCCUGAGGCUCUGAACUGCUACAAACUCCUCUUCAUCAAGUGUUGGCCCAGGGACGGAUCGUCCAGACAGAGUCAGCAGCAGGUCCUGAGGAAUGGUCUCCAGCGCUGUCUGGAGCUGUGUGUGGAGCAGGGCCACAGCUCAGUGGCGCUCCCAGUGGUGGAUCUGGGGACCGUGCUGGACUCGCUCACAGAGGCAGUUAAGCUGCUAAUAGAGGAGCUGCGCAAGUUUGAAAGCACAGCGCCCUCUACUGUACUAAACAUCCACAUUGUCACUCAACCUGAUGAAGGCACAACUGUGAAGGUGGGGAACUCUGUUCUGAUUAUCAGUGAUACAAACUAA
Messenger RNA from Knipowitschia caucasica, 1245 nucleotides. The record is from the annotation of a GenBank genome assembly. NCBI's taxonomy places the organism in Eukaryota, Metazoa, Chordata, Actinopteri, Gobiiformes, Gobiidae.